AUGGAGGACUACAUAGUCAUAUCUUUCAUUGGGGAAGGUUCGUUCGGAAGAGUGUUUAAAGCGAAGCAUAAAGAGACUGAUUCGAUUUUGGCAUUAAAAGUUAUUAGAAAAAAAGGCAGAUCAUCCAAGGAUUUAAAAAACUUGAGACAAGAGUGUGAUAUCCAGAGGCAAUUGAAACAUCCUAAUAUUAUUCGUAUGAUUGAUAGUUUUGACACUGAAUCAGAACUGGUAGUCGUUACGGAGUAUGCAGAGAAAGAAUUACAUAGUAUACUGGCUAAGGAGGGUUGUUUAAAUGAAGAUCAAGCAAAGAAUAUUACCUGGGAUUUGGUAUCUGCUCUUUAUUACUUACAUUCCCACAGAGUUUUACAUAGAGAUCUAAAACCACAGAAUGUAUUGAUAGAUAGCUCGGGAAGAGCAAAGCUAUGUGACUUUGGACUCGCUCGUAUAAUGACUAAUGCUACACAUAUUUUAACAUCAAUCAAGGGAACUCCACUCUAUAUGGCUCCAGAAUUGAUUGAUGAGAAACCUUAUGAUCAUCAGGCAGAUUUGUGGUCGCUGGGUUGUAUAGUAUAUGAACUUAUGGCUGGACAGCCUCCAUUUUGUACUAUGUCAAUAUGGCAAUUGGUGAGGAUGAUCAGACAUAAACCUGUACAGUGGCCCAGUUUUAUUAGCCCUGAAGCACGAUCAUUUCUGCAGGGAUUAUUGCAUAAAGACCCAGUAAAACGAAUGAGCUGGCCUGAAAUUUUAGUACAUCCCUUUGUAAAAGAGCAUAUACUUAUACUUCCAGAAGACAUCCAAAGUAAUUCACCAUUUACAAAACCAUUAUCCCAUAGUCAACAAGAAGCAAAGUUUCUACAGACAGAGAAGAUCAGUAAAAGUGCUAAAAUUAAGUCUACAAAUGUAAAACCUGAAGGCCGUGAGCAUGAUUUGAGAAACAUUUGUGGCGUCGUCCAAGGUCUAGAAUGCGUUCCACUGUCCGAUGAUGACAGCGUUCGUGCGACGAGCGCUUUCAGCGUAAGAGAUAGUCUCAAAACAGAUGAUGAAGACCAGUCACAGCCUAUUACAGCAGCAAACGCCAAACUAUUAAGACACGAGUUUCAUGUAAUGAAUAAUUCUAAUCUAGUUGUAUGUAAUCUUGAGAAGAACGUCGCGCAACUGAUUGCUAAUAACAAACAAGAACAAAAAAUGCAUAAGAUUGAAGAAGAAAAUAAUGACAGGGAUCACAGCAGAGACAAAGAAGCGAAAGAAGAUGAGAUAAAAUCCAAAAGUAAAGCCGGUAGCACUGCGUCGCAAAGCUUAGAGAACCCGAAAAGCUCGAAAUGUAAUGACGACGUCAGUGCGGGCCUAAGCAAAAGUGUACCUCCGUCAUAUAAACAAAAGCUGCUACAAUUCUCAAAAGAUAAGUUAAGAUUUGGAAGUGGUGGAAAUAGACUGACUAGAAGUAUAAAAAGAUCAUUUCAUUUCAGUAGAAGCUUAGAUAAAAAUAAAAGCGAGGCUCAGAGGCGUAUUAGUGAACCUACCCUUGAAAUUCAAAGAGACUCUGAUAAAAUAAAGUAUUCUAAAGAAGAUAAAGAUGAAGAUGUAGAAAAGAAAGAGUUUAUAGAAGAGAUUGUGGAUGAUAAAGAUGUAGCUGACAAUGAUAAUAUGCGACAAAACGAAGAGGAAGAAGUAAAAGAGCCGUCGUCAAUAGAAUUGGAAGAGUGGGAGGCUUUUCUCAACUCAAACAUAACAGAAGUUAUGGAGGGUGAUGUUGAAUCAUUAACACAGUUGAAUAUGGUCAGUAUGGUUGUGGGUGUAGUAGGCAGCGCGGCUCGUGGGGCAAAAGGGGCUCGGGUCUGCGGUGCUGUUGCUGCUUUACUAGCACUACCAUCACUAUCGCACUCUUUGCCUCGACACACUCUUCUCAAUAUACAAGAUAUCUAUCUCGAGGCGAAAGUUGUUUAUAACUUCGUGGCAGCUAUAAACACUCUAAUGAAGGGCACGAAGGACACGGACGAUGGAGCCGAGGAAAGAAUUCGCGGUGUAAGUCGCGUGUUGGAGGUUUGCGCUUGGCUGUGCGGCCGGUCGUGUCGCGCUGUUAGACAACUGGCGACCUCUCUCGCUGCGAACCAGGCUCACCUCGUCUACAGUAGGCUGCUAGCUAUGUAUUCUAAAUCACCUCGCAUAGUUCUAAACAUCGUUGGACUGCUCAUAACGAUACUACAAGACUUGCCCGAACACGCGGACGUCGUCGAACUCAUCCUAUUUCAAGACAAGUCGUUUACCUUCUUGAAACUUCUAGAACAACCGAGUGAUCCGCUUAGAAUGAGAGUUUGUAUUCUUAUAAGCUUAUUGUGUACGUAUUCGUGUACCGCAUUUUCCGCAGCUAUGGAAAAUGAAUGGAGUAAAAGAGACAGCGAUAUGCUAGAAGCUCUUCACACACAUUGUAAUGUUACUUUGAAUAGGGCGGCGAAACUUGCGAGCAAGGAGUUAAGUAGUAUGCCCUUUUAUAUUAGUUGA
Messenger RNA from Leptosia nina, 2499 nucleotides. The record is from the annotation of a GenBank genome assembly. NCBI's taxonomy places the organism in Eukaryota, Metazoa, Arthropoda, Insecta, Lepidoptera, Pieridae.